ACCCUCUUCUACCAAAAAAAAACAAUUCACCCUUGCACACCUUUUGGCAGUUCUACCGUGUCCUUAUGAUCUCCUCCUGAAAGCAGUGAAACCUCAGCUUCCUCUCUCGUCCACACGCUGAUCUCCAGCCCAAUCCUCAUCCUUAACCCUGUCAUCCAUUGCUCCAUCCGCCAUGCUUCCAACUCCGCCACCUCCCGACCAUGUCCUCCUCUCUCUCCUCCGCCCUCUCGCCACCACCACCACCUCCUCCUCCUCCCUCUCCAUCGGACUCACCCCGCCACCGCCAUCACUUCCUCCCCUUCCUCGCCGCCACCUCCACCGCCGACCUCCCCUCCGCCCAUCUCCCCCACCCACCCGCCCCCACCACCUCUUCCUAUAACACCCUCAUCCGCUCCCUGUCCCGCUCCCGCGACUGCAAGCCCCUCGCCCUUCGCCUCUACCGUCGGAUGCUCUUCGACGGCACAGCAGCCCCGCCAGACAACUUCACCUUUCCUUUCGUCCUCAAGGCCGCUGCCUUCCUCUCCGCCUUCUUGGAGGGCACCCAGAUCCACACCCACAUCCUUAAGCUCGGCUUCGCCUCGGAUACGUACGUCUGCAAUAGCCUCAUCCAUUUCUACGCCUCCUGCGGCCGCCAAUCUCUCGCUCGCAGACUGUUCGAUAGAAUGCUCCGAAGAACGCGCGUCUCUUGGAACGUUACCAUCGACGGAUACGUCGCAAAUGGGGACUACGACACCGCCUUGGACCUCUUCAGAGAGAUGCAGAGAUCGUUCACACCGGACGAGUACACUCUUCAGAGCGUCAUCUGCGCUUGUGGGGGAAUCGGGUCUCUGUCUCUGGGGAUGUGGGCUCAUGCCUUUAUAUUCAAAAACUUUGAUGACAAAGUGGUGAAUGAUGUUCUGAUAAACAAUUCGUUGCUCGACGCGUACUCAAAAUGCGGGUCGAUAACCAUCGCUCGUCAAGUGUUUGACAGAAUGCCCACGCGGGAUGUGACCUCGUGGAAUGUGAUGAUUCUUGGGCUUGCAAUGCAUGGCCAUGUCGAUGAGUGCUUCGAGGCCUUUGCACGAAUGUCGGAAGUGGAGAAAUUGAAGCCCAAUUCGAUCACAUUCGUUGGCAUCCUGAGCGCAUGCGACCAUGGAGGUUUGGUGGAUGAGGGUAGAAAAUAUUUUGAUUUGAUGGUUACCGAGUUUGGGAUUGAACCAAGAAUUGAGCACUACGGCUGCAUGGUGGAUCUUCUUGCUCGAGCGGGGUUGAUAGAUGAAGCUCUAGACCUUGUGUCGAACAUGCAAUGCAAGCCCGAUGCAGUGAUUUGGCGGAGUCUUCUCGAUGCUUGUUGCAAGAGAAAUGCAGGAGUUGAGGUCAGUGAGUCGGUGGCCAGACGGGCUCUAGAAUUUGAGGAUGUCGGCACAAGCGGUGUUUAUGUUCUCCUGUCGAGAGUUUAUGCCUCGGCAAACCGGUGGGAUGAUGUAGGUUUGGUUCGGAAGCUAAUGAUUGAUGAGGGGAUCAGAAAAGAGCCAGGCUGCAGUUCGAUCGAGAUGGAUGGUGUUGUUCAUCAUUUUCUUGCUGGCGAUACCUCGCAUCCUCGAUCGGGAGAAAUAUAUGGGAUGCUUCAUGAAGUAGAAAACAAGCUUGCAUUGGUUGGGUAUAAACCGGACUCCUCGCAGGCACCAAUGGUGGCUGAGUUUGAUGAUGCGAAAGAAGACUCGUUACGCUUCCACAGUGAGAGGCUAGCUAUAGCUUUCGGGCUGCUUAACAGGGCGCCAGGGACCCCAAUUAGGAUAUUGAAGAACCUGAGGGUGUGCAGAGACUGCCACGCCAUUACUAAACUGAUUUCACAGGAGUACAAUGUGGAGAUCAUCGUGAGAGACCGAACUAGAUUUCACCAUUUCAGAGAUGGUUUGUGUUCUUGCAUGGACUAUUGGUGAUGGUUGGAGUCAAGUCUUAUUACAUAACGAGGCUCAAGCUGCUAAUUGCUGGAGUCAUUGUUGAGUGGCUGAACGAGUCUCCGAUAAAAUGAAAUAAAACUGUAAACAAACGUCUAUAUGAUCUGCACUGAAUAUAAUCAGAAUGCUGACGGUUAAUUUGGUUUA
Molecule: messenger RNA, 2087 nt
Organism: Elaeis guineensis (African oil palm)
Lineage: Eukaryota; Viridiplantae; Streptophyta; Magnoliopsida; Arecales; Arecaceae
Product: pentatricopeptide repeat-containing protein At1g59720, chloroplastic/mitochondrial
Biological process (GO): RNA modification
Molecular function (GO): zinc ion binding; RNA binding; protein binding
Source: RefSeq, a predicted model, not a curated record